Molecule: messenger RNA, 4205 nt
Organism: Anopheles aquasalis
Lineage: Eukaryota; Metazoa; Arthropoda; Insecta; Diptera; Culicidae
Gene: rad50
Product: DNA repair protein rad50
Biological process (GO): telomere maintenance via telomerase; telomere maintenance via recombination; chromosome organization involved in meiotic cell cycle
Cellular component (GO): condensed nuclear chromosome; Mre11 complex
Molecular function (GO): ATP hydrolysis activity; double-stranded telomeric DNA binding; single-stranded telomeric DNA binding
Source: RefSeq, a predicted model, not a curated record
GGGGGCGCGGGAUAUUUUUGCAAAACGCGCGAAACGCGAAAUUUCAUGAAACAACACUGAAAAUUGUAACAAGGACUCACGAUGUCGACCGUAUCGAAGCUGGAAAUUCGAGGAAUACGGAGUUUUGGCGGGGAUAGCGUGGAUGUUCAGAAAAUCAGUUUUUCCUCCCCGCUCACGUUGAUCGUUGGGCAAAACGGGUGCGGAAAAACGACAAUCAUCGAAUGCCUGAAGUACGGCUUGACCGGCGAGCUGCCACCCGGCUCAAACCGGGGAGUCGGAUUCGUGCACGAUCCCAAGAUUUUCAAAACCGUCGAAAGCUUGGGUCAGGUGAAGCUGAUGGUAAAGGAUAUUUUCGGCAACAGCAUUAUGGCAAUCCGAUCAAUGAAAACGACGCAGAAAGGAAAGUUGCCCAAGUUUGAAACGCUCGACUCGACCAUCGUGCUGGAAGAUUCCAGAACGAAGGAGAAAACAACGAUGACCCGCAGCCGCACCGCUGAUGUGAACAACGAAAUGUGCGAUGCCAUGGGCGUUUCGAAAGCUAUCCUCAAUUACGUAAUCUUUUGCCACCAAGAAGAUUCCUGCUGGCCGCUGGGUGAACCGAAGGAUUUGAAGGAUCGCUUCGAUGCCAUCUUUGGCACCAGCGAUUACAAACGUUUGAUCGAUAAGAUGCUCAAAUGCACCAAGGAACUCGCCAAUCGCCAGAAGGAUAAACAGGGCGAUUUGAAACUACUUAAGGAGCUGAAAGAACAGGCCGAACGGAAGCGAAUUCAGCUGGAAGACGCCGUACGCAAACAUGAUGCGCUGCAACAGAGGAUUGGCGAUCUUGCGACCGAUAUUGCUCCGAUUGUAGAGAAAUUGGAGAAUCUUGCACGCAUCGAACGGGAGUACAGCUCGUUGGUUGCCAAGAGAAUUGAUCUUCAAUCCAAGAUUCAGAGUAAGGACGACGAGCAGUGUAAGUUGCAAUCAAAGAUAAAACAUCUAUUCGCGGGAUCCGUAAUGGAGCUGGAAGGAGAAUUGAGAUUGUUUCAACAGAAAACAUUUACAAAGCAAGACGAGCUGGAGGUGGAAAAAUCGGAGCUAGAAUCAAGCAAAGCCAAGGAACGAUCCAUUCAAAGUAAUCUGCAGAGGCUGGAUGGUCAGAAAAUGACACUGACUGCCAAACGGAACCACGAACAUGAUCUCAAGGUCGAUCGUGGGAAGAAGAUGCAAGAUCUGGGAAAGAAGCUGAACCUUUCUCUGCCCUCGGAAUGCACCGAUCCAUCGCUCGAUGAAAAUCUAGUUGUAUCGAUUCUAGAUUGCAUCCGAGAUGCGACAAAGAAGGAGGAGAAGAAUGUUCAAACCAUGGCAGCUCAAUUCGACGAGGACGACGUAAAGAAGCAAAAAGAGAUCGAUAGGCUGCGAGAAUCGAAAGCUACUCUUGAGAGUGAUUGCAUUUCCAAAAAGAAGCAAAUUCAACAGAUGGAUCGAGAAAAAAUGAACACCGAGAAGGACGUAGCUACAAUCGAGCUCUCGGCGGAAACACUGGAAAAGCUGAACGAAGAAAUAGCAAUGCUGGAGCAAGAAUACGAAAAACAUGCUAGUACCACAAACCUUCCUGCACUGAGGACGGAGCUGGCAGCAAAGAAACAGCUGAUUAAAGAGCUGCAAGAGCAAUCGGACAGCCUGGAGGAACGUAUUCACGCCAUGGACAAGUUUGCGAUGAAAGAAAAGGAACUAACCCUGAGAGAACAACAGUAUAACGGUCGCGAGGCGGAAGUGCGUCGAUUGAGAAACAAACAUGCAGAUAGCCUUCGUCGUCUAUUUCCCGAACGGACGAUUGAAUCAAAUUAUAAGCGUAACUUGCAGGAUCUGUACGACUCGAUGCAGCGAGAGAUUAAUGGGGCCAACGAAAAAAUACGUCGUUCCGAAGGUGUUAUAACAGAAAUGGAAACUUUGAGAAAAACGCAAAAACAACAGUUAGAUCGCUUAACACGGGAGCAGACGGAAAGCGAGGAGAAGAUGUAUUCGGCAUGCCGCGGUAUGCCUUACGAUGAGGUCGUGGCUAGACUAAAAGAAAAAAUUGAACGCAAUACGCUGGAGCAUGGUGAAGCUAGAUCGGCUGUGGUUUUGUUUCAGAAGUACAUUACCAACAUCAACACCGGCCACUGUUGUCCCGUAUGCGACAAAGAUCUGACCCCCGACGAUGCUCAGGAUGUGAGUGGCAAGCUUUCCGACGAAAUUCGUCGUUUGCCACAGAAAAUUGAGUCGCUCGAAAAGGGCUUAAAGAGCGAUCGGUUGGAAUACGAUAAACUGUUGGCAUUGAAAUCAGUGGCUGAGAUGCUUGACAAGCAAAAGCAGGAAUUGCCCAAAAUGAAGCUACAGCUGCAAGAAACCGAGCGGCGUUUUGCGCAAGCAUCAGAAGAACUUGAAGAACUUCAGAUAGCACUAUCAGAACCGACAUCCACCGUUCAACUCAUCAACAGUAUCGUGGGAGAUAUGAGUAUUCUGGAUGAAAAUAGUCGUGAGCUGGAGCGCAUGAAACGUGGAGUGGAGCAGUUGAAAGAAGAACUGCAGGCCAUUAUUCCGCCGGGCGUGAAAUCGGAAGAUCUGAAAGCCCAACGAGAGUCACUUCGCGUACAGCUGAGGCUAGAACGUCGGCUUAGCGAUGAGCUGCAAGGCAAGCUGGACAGCAAAGCGGAAAAAUUGAACAACCUGCAGUUUCGCAAUAAUGAAAUGAAGGCAAAAAGGUUGAAGCUACAAGAAUCUGUCCAAUCGUUGGGACAGAAGCGAGAAAAGGUUCUCGAAUUGGCGGAUAAAAUUUGUUCCCUAGAGACUGAUCUUGCCGAAACGCAGUGUUGCCUAGAACCGAUGAAGCGGGAACUGGACCAGAAGAUCGCCGAAAAGCUCAGUGCAAAGCAACGUAACAGCCAACAGUUGCAAAAGGCUCGCAAAACAUUGGAAGGCUUGAACCAGAACGAAACCGAAAUUGAACGGCUCUGCAGUGAGCUAGACAAAUUGGCAUCGUUAAAUCUGUCGUUGGAAUUGAAUCGUUUGCAGGACAAAAUAGACCAAGCGAAGAACGACUGGGAGCGUACACAGCGUAUCAUCGAGCAGCAAACGGAAAACAUCGAGCGCAUGAAGCAAGACAUCGCCAGUCACCAAAUCCAGGAGCGGGAUCUUUUGGAUAACCGUGAUUUGAAAAUGUUGAUGCGUGAAUCAUCAAAUCUGCAAGAAGAGCUGAAUGCGCUUAUGAAAAGUAUGGGAGAAAUAGAUUACAGCAGCGUGAACGAAGAGCGUACACGUUUGAUUGAUCUUCGGGACGGUCUGCAGGUGAAGCAAAGUGAGCUGAAAGGACAGAUCCAAGAGUUGAAGUUGCAAAUCAGAGGUUUACAGGUAGAGCUGGAGCAGGGUAAAUUCAAGGAUGCCACACGGAACUACAUGAAAACGCUUUGCGCAUCGGUGGCACUGCGCAAAAACAUUAGCGACGUGAAAAAGUAUCGCGAGGCGCUGGAAAGGGCCAUAUGUGAAUAUCACACUGAAAAGAUGGAGGUAAUCAAUCGAACAAUUCUAUCGCUGUGGCGCGCUAUCUAUCGUGGAAACGAUAUCGAUUACAUCCGUAUACGAACGCAAGAUGGCGAGAAGGACAAGGAGAAGGAGAAGGAGAAGGAGAAGGAGAAGGAGAAGGAGAAGGAGAAGGAGGAGAAGGAGAAGGAGAAGGAGAAGGAGAAGGAGAAGGAGAAGGAGAGGGAGAAGGAUCGGUCGGAUCGUCUCCGACACAUCUAUGGAGUCGUUCAAUCGAAGAACGACGUGGAAAUAGAGAUGCGCGGACGGUGCAGUGCCGGGCAGCGGGUUCUUGCAUCGCUGAUUAUACGCCUGGCAUUGUCCGAAACCUUCAGCAGCAACUGCGGCGUAAUGGCGCUCGAUGAGCCCACCACAAACCUGGAUCGGGAAAACAUUGAAUCGUUGUGCGACUCGUUGCGCCGGAUCGUUGCAGAGCGCGAACAGUCGAACUUCCUUCUAAUUGUCAUCACUCACGACGAGGAGUUUGUUACGAAGCUGGAAAAGUUCGAAACUUAUUACCGCAUCUCGCGCAACCGCGAGGGAAAAUCCGUUAUUAAGGAGGAACGAGUGUAGAAAUCAGCUGUCGCUGUCUACGCGAGGACUCGUUCCUAUCAUAUAUAAAGGUCCUGCUGGCUUCCGUUGAAGAGACAGUUGCGAAUCGAAAG